AACAAAACAAAACAAAACAAAACAACCUUAUUCGUCACGUAUCACUUUCCAUUCUGCUCAAACAAACACCCUCUCUGGUUUUGCCCCCAUCAAUCUCAUAAAACAGUAACAUAACAGUAAAAAAAUUCCAAUUUUAACCACCAAUAAUUUUAACUUUUCAGAGGUAAAAGAAACUGAGAAAAAAGAAAAGAAAAGAAGAAGAGUGACAUAACAGAUCCUUAUAAAUAGGCGCGCACAUCACACGUAGCAACGAACAAACCUUCACCGGAAACUGGCUCUGACGGUAUCAUCAUGAGUGGUCCGUCGCGAGAAGAGGAUUCAAAGGUGGAGGAGAGAGAACAUAAGGAAGGAGAAGGUAACCGGUUACUGGAACUAGAAGGUGAAUCGGAGACGGAGGAGGAGGAUGAAGCGGCGUAUGAAUCCGGCGAGAAAAUCGUGGUGGUGGAUUUCGAAUUUGAUUCCGUGGAUGAUUCAGCGGUUCCUCCUUUUUCAUGGAAGAAGCUAUGGAUGUUCACUGGACCUGGAUUCUUGAUGAGUAUAGCUUUUUUGGAUCCGGGGAAUCUGGAAGGGGAUCUGCAGGCCGGAGCGAUUGCCGGAUAUUCGCUGUUGUGGUUGUUGAUGUGGGCUACUUUCAUGGGGUUGUUGAUUCAGCUUCUUUCUGCGAGAGUUGGUGUUGCUACUGGUCGUCAUCUUGCUGAGCUUUGUAGGGAGGAGUACCCUAAUUGGGCUCGUUACGUGCUUUGGUUUAUGGCGGAAUUGGCUUUGAUUGGGGCUGAUAUUCAAGAGGUUAUUGGGAGUGCGAUUGCUAUUCAGAUUCUUAGCCGUGGUGUUUUGCCUCUUUGGGCUGGUGUUCUUAUCACUGCUUCUGAUUGCUUUUUCUUUCUAUUUCUUGAGAACUACGGAGUAAGGAAGUUGGAAGCUGCUUUUGCAGUUCUAAUUGCUACCAUGGCUGUUUCUUUUGCCUGGAUGUUUGGUGACACAAAACCUAGUGGAAAAGAGCUCUUGAUGGGUAUUUUGAUUCCAAGACUUAGCUCAAAAACAAUUCGUCAGGCUGUGGGCGUUGUGGGAUGUGUCAUUAUGCCUCACAAUGUAUUUCUGCAUUCUGCUUUAGUUCAGUCAAGGAAGAUUGAUCCACUUAAGAAAGGCCGGGUGCAAGAGGCUCUUAAUUACUAUAAUAUUGAGUCAACGGUUGCACUUUCAGUCACCUUCAUGAUUAAUCUAUUUGUCACGACAGUUUUUGCCAAGGGUUUCUAUGGUACAAAGCAGGCAAAUAGCAUAGGAUUGGUGAAUGCAGGGCAGUAUCUUGAGGAAAAAUAUGGAGGAGGUCUCUUCCCUAUUCUUUAUAUAUGGGGAAUUGGGUUAUUGGCGGCUGGACAAAGUAGCACUAUCACUGGCACGUAUGCGGGGCAAUUCAUAAUGGGGGGUUUCCUCAACCUUCGAUUAAAGAAAUGGUUGAGAGCAUUGAUCACCCGGAGUUGUGCAAUCGUGCCAACUAUAAUUGUAGCUAUUGUUUAUAACAGCUCAGAAGCCUCAUUGGAUGUUUUGAAUGAAUGGCUUAAUGUACUUCAGUCCGUACAAAUUCCCUUUGCAUUGAUUCCCCUCCUCACGUUGGUCUCCAAAGAGCGUAUCAUGGGGUCCUUUAAGAUUGGGCCUGUUCUUGAGAGGGUGGCAUGGACGGUUGCUGCACUGAUAAUAGUAAUUAAUGGCUAUCUCUUGGUAGAUUUCUUCGUUUCUGAGGUGAACGGUGUAUUGUUUGGUUUUGUAGCCUGCUCUUGCACAGUUUUAUACAUUGCAUUCCUUGUAUAUUUAAUUUCACAAAGUGGCGCUCUUCCUUCCGCAUUGGUGGAUCGACUUCCAAAGGGAUUUUCCGUUACUGAGAACUAAACCAACAUAAGUCACAGCAUUGAAUAUAUGGAAAUAGCACGGCAAGCCUCAGCUAGACAAUUUUGCUUGAUAAGUUUUACUCAUACACUGUGAAGGAUGCAUUAGAGUUCCUCCAACCCUGCAAUGGGGAUUAAAGGAUGUACAAGGUCAGAUAGGGAAAAGAACCUAGGUUUAACCGCACUUGUUUUAUCCAAUAGGGUUAUAGAGGUUACCUACAACGUGUAAACAAGACGAUAAUGGAAGAUGUGGAGAGAGCAUCGUUACAAUUUACUAUUUGCAGGAUAGAUUAUUUUCCUGCCUGUUUUAUUAUUUUUCUAAGUUGUGAAUUGCUCCACUAUUCUUUGAUGUAAACAGUUGUGUUUAAAUAAACAGAAUAAUGCUGAUCCGGGUCCUCUACACCAA
Messenger RNA from Lathyrus oleraceus (garden pea), 2286 nucleotides. RefSeq names its product metal transporter Nramp2. The record is from RefSeq and is a predicted model, not a curated record. Bases 292 to 1884 code for a protein of 530 amino acids. Lineage: Eukaryota; Viridiplantae; Streptophyta; Magnoliopsida; Fabales; Fabaceae. The transcript has 4 exons. Gene Ontology annotation, molecular function: manganese ion transmembrane transporter activity; cadmium ion transmembrane transporter activity. Gene Ontology annotation, cellular component: trans-Golgi network; membrane. Gene Ontology annotation, biological process: iron ion transmembrane transport; manganese ion transport.